Myiozetetes cayanensis is the source of this 1368-nucleotide messenger RNA. It is a transcript of the gene HTR1E, whose product is annotated as 5-hydroxytryptamine receptor 1E. Gene Ontology annotation, biological process: G protein-coupled receptor signaling pathway, coupled to cyclic nucleotide second messenger; chemical synaptic transmission. Gene Ontology annotation, cellular component: plasma membrane; dendrite. Bases 43 to 1137 code for a protein of 364 amino acids. NCBI's taxonomy places the organism in Eukaryota, Metazoa, Chordata, Aves, Passeriformes, Tyrannidae. The record is from RefSeq and is a predicted model, not a curated record. The transcript has a single exon. Gene Ontology annotation, molecular function: G protein-coupled serotonin receptor activity; neurotransmitter receptor activity.
UCGUUACCUGAAGCAGCACCUUCUUGCAUCCUGGAGGAGAAAAUGAAUUUCACAAAUUGCACCACUGAAGCCAGUGUGGCUGCAAAGCCAAAAACAGUAACUGAAAAGAUGCUUGUUACCCUGACCUUGGCCACAAUCACAACCUUGACUAUGCUGCUGAAUUCUGCUGUAAUUGCAGCAAUCUCCACAACUAAGAAGCUCCACCAGCCAGCAAAUUAUCUCAUAUGUUCACUAGCUGUGACAGAUCUCCUUGUUGCUGUUCUCGUCAUGCCCUUGAGCAUCACUUACAUAAUGAUAGAUAAAUGGACUUUGGGAUACUUCAUCUGUGAGAUCUGGCUUAGCGUCGACAUGACCUGUUGCACGUGUUCAAUCCUUCAUCUGUGUGUCAUCGCCCUGGACAGGUACUGGGCAAUCACAGACGCUAUCGAAUACGCCAGGAAAAGAACGGCAAAGAGGGCUGGGCUGAUGAUAGUCACCGUGUGGACUAUCUCCAUUUUCAUAUCAAUGCCCCCUUUGUUCUGGAGAAAUCACCACAGCAUCAGUAUUCCCAGCGAGUGUCGCAUUCAGCACGAUCACGUAAUCUACACUAUUUAUUCCACGUUUGGGGCGUUUUACAUUCCCUUGACUUUGAUCCUGAUCCUGUACUACAGAAUUUACCACGCUGCAAAGAGCCUUUACCAAAAGCGGGGUUCAAGCCGCCACCUCAGCAACAGGAGCACAGACAGCCAAAACUCUUUUGCCAGCUGCAAGCUCACGCAGACAUUCUGCGUCUCGGACUUCUCCACGUCUGACCCGACCACAGAGUUUGACAAAAUCAAUGCGUCCGUGAGGAUCCCGCCUUUCGAGAAUGACUUGGACCUGGCUGGCGACCGGCAGCAGAUCUCCACGACGAGGGAACGAAAGGCUGCUCGCAUUUUGGGGCUGAUUUUAGGUGCUUUCAUUUUGUCCUGGUUGCCCUUUUUCAUCAAGGAACUUCUUGUGGGCCUCCACAUUUGCACUGUCUCUCCAGAAGUAGCGGACUUCUUGACCUGGCUUGGAUAUGUUAACUCCCUCAUCAACCCUUUGCUGUACACGAGCUUUAACGAGGAUUUCAAGCUGGCCUUUAGAAAGCUUAUCAGGUGUCGGGAACAUACAUAAAAAUACUGGGAGAUGAUGAUGCUGACGUGACUCCUAGCCUUAAAAUUGAGCAAAAUAAUUUGACUUUGUCACCAUUUCCCUUGAUAAAGGGGAUUUUUGUGUUUGCCUAUUUGCUUGACUUAUCUUCAGCCUGUAAUUCAUUAUGCUGGUUUUUUUAAUCUCUAGUGUUACUCAUGGUAAAGGGUUUGAAAUAAAAUUAUUCUACAAAGGAAAAGAUUUUUUAGAAAUGAA